AUGGACCGCUCUCGUCCCAGUAUUAGCGGAGGUCACCUGGAGCACGAAGAUAAGCGGAAAGAUACCGUUUCUGAAUCUCACAAGGUUCGCAAAGCGAAUAGCGUCAGAGAGCUUUUGGAUAAUCUCGGUUUGACGUUAGCCCCCCCUGUUGCUGCACCCCCUUUAGUGUAUCCAGUCUUUGUUGCCAAUGCGGCUGCUCAGGCGGGGAAUUCCUCUGGUGCCAAUGAGGCUGAGCCUCCAGCAGCAAGGCCACACAGACUUAACUUCUCCUGGAGAGAUCGCAGACGCCAGGGCAGGAGUUCGUGCUGGAACCUGUUCUCCUUUUCGCAGUCCAGGCCAUCCACAAAUCAGGACAUUGAGGUGGCAGACGUGGACAGCCAUGAGGUUCCAACACAGACUCAACUAGCUAAAUGUGAUGGCUCUUCCCCAGAUCUCGGAGCUAUUACUCCCGUUACGGCGCAGCCUUCCGAACCAGAUCGCAAUGGAACCAUUGUUCGUCUCCGAGCAGGACUUGACACUGUCCAGGCUCAAGUGGAGGACAUGAGGAGCCGUCUGGAUGCCCUUGCCGAAACACUUGGACCCGCCAUCGAAGCAACAUCGACUCCUAAUGGAACAGCGGAGAACAGAGGUAGAGGCGGACGUCCUGCUAGUGCUAAAAGCACUGAGUUGCCCCAGGGUGGGCAAUACGAGACUUUUCAGGACGAUACCUCGAACGGCGAUCCUACCUCAGCUUAUGCGAAAAGCCCACCUGAAAGGCCGCUCUUCCAGGCGCAUGGAAUCAGUUCGGGUCGGACCAUCACCGCAAUGAUGCAAGCCCCUCAGAUCCUAGUCGCCGACUUCAGCACGCCAAAAUCCACCUACCGCGUCGCUGCGGGUCGUGCACAACGACUUGGCGAACUCAUCGCUCUCGCCCGCCGCAUCUUCGACCGUUCUGCCGAGGACUACGAAGUACACGUUCAUUUCGACGCGUCUUCAUGCGAUGGUCGCGCAGCGGAGUGCGAGUGGGACGAGGGAUGGUUCAUACACUUCGAGAGAUGGUCACUGACUGAGAAGAUCGAGAUGGCAAAGAGGAGAUUGGGGCUUGGUGAAGAGGUGCAAAGAAGCGAGAGCGAGAAGGAGCUGGAUCGAUUGAGGGAGGUUGGGGAUCAGACAGCUAGAGCUGGCAAGUUGUGGGAGGCUGUGUGGUGGUGGAAGAUGGCUAGGAAGGCGGAGGUGAGGAUGCAAGGCGAGAGGGAAAGGGGGAAGAAUAUCUCUGAGAGGGAUGUACUGAAGGGAUCCACGCCGGAGCUGAUGAAGGCAUCGAAAACCGGGGAGGGAUCCACACCUACAGGACUGCCAGACUUUGUUAAGAAGGAGAUACUCGAGGUUGUCCGAGACGAGCUCUCGGGUGCUAUACAAAUAAGCCUCUCCGAGAGGGUGAAGGGCGAGAUUGCCGAAACCGUCAAAGAAGGCCUUCUCGAGAUCCUGGACGACAGAAUGGCCGAGAUCGUCAAGAGCGAGACCCGCAAGACUAUCGACGAAGAGGGAGUGGGUUGUUCUGCAUCUCAUCGCAAGCGGAAGCGGCGCGUCGCUGAUGAGGAUGAUAUGAACGAUGUGAUUCCAGGAGAUCGUUUAGCCAGUACUCAACUUCCUUGGACAAUAUACUAUCCGUCACAAAUACCAGCCAACCCGACUGAGCUACAAGACGUUAUGACAAUUGAUGCGUACGCCACGAACAAGUAUUACUCAAGAGAUCUCAUCGUCGGACGCGCACUACCUAGCUUCUGCAUUGACCCCAACGUACGACCACUUGUUAGAGCAACGCUCGUGGCUCAGUGUCAAGGCAGCUCUCUGAGAUACAACGUCUACACUUACAUUCCUUCGAAGUACGCCAAAGUUGAUCGGUCCGGCGAGCUACAGAUACCGCACGAUCAAGUAGAAUUCUUAGCCGACUUCACCGGAAUGACCAAGCAGGAGCGAUCAGCAAAGAUGGUAGCGGCUUUGAAGGAAGACAGUUGCGAGGACGCUGAUUUCACUACUAUUGAUACGUACACGGGCACCCGCUUCCUUGACUGGGACGUCGUCAUCGGCCACGCAAGACCUGAGAUAUGCGCUGAUCCACAAGUACGACCACUUGUUCGUGCCACUCUCAGCAAUGAUGAUAGGGUUUGUGUAUUUAUGCCUGCAAGGUUUGGGAUCGAUAGGAACAGGUCGGAUGGCGAACUACUCAUCUCUAUUGGGAAUGUGCAGGUGUGGAGCGAAUUCGAUGCGCCUACUGAUGGCAAGCGGAGGGAGAAGAUUAAGGAAGCCUUGGUAAAGAAGAGCAAGGAAAGGUUCGGCAAGGGGUAUGCGAGAGCGGGCAUAUCAGGAGGUAUAGAGGAGACGGAGGCUCUUGGUGGCGGUGCGGUCGAGGAAGGCUGA
Messenger RNA from Didymosphaeria variabile, 2400 nucleotides. RefSeq lists its product as uncharacterized. The transcript has 9 exons. NCBI's taxonomy places the organism in Eukaryota, Fungi, Ascomycota, Dothideomycetes, Pleosporales, Didymosphaeriaceae. The coding region runs from base 1 to 2400 and encodes 799 amino acids. The record is from RefSeq and is a predicted model, not a curated record.